AGGCCCCUCCCUGCGGAGCGGCGGGUCCAGGCGGGGAUGUGACGGCGGGCGCCGCGGGCCUGCCUGGCGCGUCGUGUCCGCUCCGGUGUCCUCGCCCCAGCCCGCACCAUGGCAGGGUCCGGCUGCGCCUGGGGCGCCGAGCCGCCGCGCUUCCUGGAGGCCUUCGGGCGGCUGUGGCAGGUACAGAGCCGCCUGGGCAGCGGCUCCUCGGCCUCGGUGUAUCGGGUACGCUGCUGCGGCACCCCGGGCUCGCCCCCCGGCGCCCUCAAGCAGUUCCUGCCUCCGGGAACCACCGGUGCUGCGGCCUCGGCCGCGGAGUAUGGUUUCCGGAAAGAGAGGGCGGCGCUGGAGCAGUUACAGGGUCACAGGAACAUCGUGACUUUAUAUGGAGUCUUUACCAUACACUUCUCCCCAAAUGUGCCGUCACGCUGUCUGUUGCUUGAACUCCUGGAUGUCAGUGUUUCGGAGCUCCUUUUAUAUUCCAGUCACCAGGGCUGCUCCAUGUGGAUGAUACAGCACUGUGCCAGGGAUGUUCUGGAGGCACUUGCUUUUCUUCAUCAUGAGGGCUAUGUCCACGCAGACCUCAAACCACGAAACAUACUGUGGAGUGCAGAGAACGAGUGCUUUAAGCUUAUUGACUUUGGACUCAGCUUCAAAGAAGGCAAUCAGGAUGUAAAGUACAUUCAGACAGACGGGUACCGAGCUCCUGAAGCAGAACUGCAGAACUGCUUGGCCCAGGCUGGCCUGCAGAGUGACACAGAGUGCACCUCAGCUGUGGAUCUGUGGAGCCUCGGAAUCAUUUUACUGGAAAUGUUCUCAGGAAUGAAACUGAAACAUACAGUCAGAUCUCAGGAAUGGAAGGCAAACAGUUCUGCUAUUAUUGAUCACAUAUUUGCCAGUAAAGCAGUGGUGAAUGCCGCAAUUCCAGCCUAUCACCUCAGAGACCUUAUCAAAAGCAUGCUUCAUGAUGACCCAAGCAGAAGGAUCCCUGCUGAGAUGGCGUUGUGCAGCCCGUUCUUUAGCAUUCCUUUUGCCCCUCAUAUUGAAGACCUGGUGAUGCUUCCAACUCCAGUGCUCAGGCUCCUCAAUGUGCUGGAUGACGAUUAUCUCGAGAAUGAAGAUGAGUAUGAAGAUGUUGUAGAAGAUGUGAAAGAGGAGUGUCAGAAGUACGGACCAGUGGUUUCUCUGCUUGUUCCAAAGGAAAAUCCUGGCAGAGGACAAGUCUUUGUUGAGUACGCAAAUGCUGGCGAUUCCAAAGCUGCUCAGAAGUUGCUGACUGGAAGGAUGUUUGACGGGAAGUUUGUUGUGGCUACAUUCUACCCGCUGAGUGCCUACAAGAGGGGAUACCUAUAUCAAACCUUGCUUUAAUCAGUAACCUAAGAACUAUUUCCUGUUUCUCCUCUUCCAUUUCUUGGAUUAUUAUAUUCCACAGCUGAAUGCAGGAGCGCCCCUUUACCCAUUUUAAAGGGUACCUUGUACAUUUAUUUAAUCCUACUAAUGUGCAGCCAUUGCCCAAACAGUGACUGCAUUGCAAACAUUGGCACUGAGUAGGACAAGACCUCUCAGCUAUACAUUGAGGGGAUUAGCGCACCCAUGUGGGCACCCUUUAUUUGUGCAGUAGGGCAGGUGCUGCUCUUUAUUAUGUAACCUAAAAAGAUGUCAUUUCAUGUGGUGAUGAAGCAAAGACGAGUAAUUUGUCAUAGUGAAAAUUAUUAACAAAUUUGUUAGGGUUGGUGACAUCACAGUGUUUGUAUUGUCAGGUGUGUCCCCUUGUUAUUCUAGCUGGCACUGGAUGCUCAAUAAUGUUAAGUCAUUGUCAAGCAGCAGUUACCUACCAUGUUCUUAACAAUGAGUUGUGAAUUUUUCUAAAGGAGUACUGUAGGAUUUAAUAUUCCUCUGAAGAAACUGCAGUGAGCCUGUCAGUGUUUUUUAAAAUUACUAUUAAGGCUUUUAAAAUAGAAAGCGGAUGCUUGAUCUUGCACAAUUUUUAUGUCUAGUUUGUAUGCUUGAGUGGGUGUGUGGGUGUAAAAGAGUAGAGAAAUGUGAGUCAGUGUACUCUAUAGUGUGAGUCUUGUGAGCUAAUACAGUCUAUCAUUUCUUCCUACCUGUUUCCCACUUGAGAGACUUGGGGUCUAGGUUUCUUGAAAGUUGGUCUGACUGAUAGAAUGUAAAUAGCAAAACAGUUCAUUCCUGUAAAGUGCGGAACAAAUGGAGGCUUAGACCAGCGUUGCAUUACAACUCUUCAAAGUGACUGGAACAAAGAAAGUUUGGGUACGUGUAAAUUAUCCUGUUCAUCACUCCACAUUAGACCCAAGAUGGGCUCUUCUGCUUUGUACUGAACCUCUUGUGAUAAUUGUAAAGUUUCUCCGGAUGUGAUUCUUUCUGUUAUAAUGGAAAAUAGAAAUGGAUCAGAAAAAAGUUAGAUGUACAGUAAAGGGAAAAGUACAAAGAAUGUAGCUAAUCAUGGAUCCUUUCCUCCUCUCUGCGUCCUCCCUGCUGCCCUGCCACCUUCAGCACCUUUCUCCUUUGUCUCUGUCUGCAGCUAGAGGGCAGUGUCCCAAGUCAUCUGGCUUUUGACUAUAAGGGAGUAAAAGAAGGUUGGGGUGUUAUAAGGUGGAAGGAGAAAGGAAGAAACACUCAAUUUCUAAAAGAGCCGUAGUAGUCUAACAUGUCCUUGAUAGAGGUGCCUGUUGUCAUGAGUGUGGGCACUGGCUGACUGUGACUUGAGUAUCUUGAGUGUGAAUUCUUACUCUACAGGAGAUUGCCUUGAAAGGUGCAAACUUACGAAACCAUUGUAAAGCACUGAUUAUACAAGACAACCCAUAAUUGUACACUUGGUAUGAAGUUUUUCCUAUCUCCUUACCUGAAUGAAAGUUUUAUUUAUUUAUUUUUCUUUAGGAAAGAGUGUUUGUUUCCUUCCCUGCUGGCAGCCUGCUAAUAUAGUCUCUUGUCCAUGCUAUACAAGUUCCUGCAAACUGUAUUAAAAUUUACAUUUUAUAGAGGAUGAAUUAUUUCACCCUAUUCAAACAUUUAUUGUCCACAUUUUUUAGUAUAAUCAAAUUGCUCAGAGCUCCUUCUUAAGAAGUUUAAUUUGGUAAAAGGGAAUUUAAUACUGAUGAAUUACCUACUGCUCUAAUGCCAUGGUCCCUGUUGUGUGCCCUUAGGAAGAAUGCUCUUUCAGGGGUUCAUUGGGUGGUUGGUUUUCAAGUCAAAAUUGAGGAGCACAGAGUCAGUACUGUGAGGCCCUAAGCUUUCCUAAAACAUAAAUAUUUACAUGAGGAGCUGCUUCUGUGGUCAUUUGUAGCAGGUCUCGACAUUUCUACUGAUGAAUACAGGAAACAAGUGAAUUCUUUUGAAGGAUAGAUAUGGUUAGCA
Molecule: messenger RNA, 3375 nt
Organism: Acomys russatus (golden spiny mouse)
Lineage: Eukaryota; Metazoa; Chordata; Mammalia; Rodentia; Muridae
Gene: Uhmk1
Product: U2AF homology motif kinase 1
Exons: 8
Coding region: 109-1368 (419 amino acids)
Biological process (GO): positive regulation of translational initiation; peptidyl-serine phosphorylation; regulation of protein export from nucleus
Cellular component (GO): nucleus; neuronal ribonucleoprotein granule
Molecular function (GO): RNA binding; ATP binding; ribonucleoprotein complex binding
Source: RefSeq, a predicted model, not a curated record